GCACAUAAAUUAUCUUUCCAACCAAUUUUGUGCUUGCAAUUUCUCCGUUACCACAUUUCUUAUUCUAUUUAUUCAACUUAUGACAUUAUAACACACGACUGGCUAACUACAUUUUACAUUAUACAUAUUAUUUGUUACGCUGUGCAUUAUAAGAAGGCGCAAUCUUAUACAUCUAUGGCAACAUUAAGUGCAAACAAAUCGUCUGCUGUUCCCAUUAUCAUCGCCACUGUAGUUAAAUAUAGUUAAACGCAAAGCGUAUAUUGUAAUGAUUACUUGACUAGGUUAAGUCACCUUUAAGCUUUAUUAUUUUCCUUUUCGUUAGAUUUAAGGGGAAUGACCAGCCAUAUUUUUGGAGUGGGUUUGGGCCUAUUUGUCAUAAUAACACUCUGGAUAUCCGCUGGCUUGGUUUUCCUCGUGUCGUUGAGAAUUGAAAAGAGAAUCGGUGCUGUUGCACUCGCUGUAGCUGCUAUUGUUACUAUAGUACUAAUUAGUGUCCCUCGUGCAGUACAGCACCCUAUUGCUCAUAACAAUAAGCCUUACGACCAUUUAUUUGUUUGGCGUUUGAUACUUUUAAUUCUAUUAAUAACUUCAACUGUGAUUGGAUUCAUAGGUUACAUAAAAUUUGGACUUAUGGAUAUUGCAAAACCUCAAAGAAUUAGAAAUUGGAUAUUAUAAGUAAUUUCUUCUCUUUCUAUAUGU
Molecule: messenger RNA, 699 nt
Organism: Ceratosolen solmsi marchali
Lineage: Eukaryota; Metazoa; Arthropoda; Insecta; Hymenoptera; Agaonidae
Exons: 3
Coding region: 334-675 (113 amino acids)
Source: RefSeq, a predicted model, not a curated record